Molecule: messenger RNA, 597 nt
Organism: Parnassius mnemosyne (clouded apollo)
Lineage: Eukaryota; Metazoa; Arthropoda; Insecta; Lepidoptera; Papilionidae
Source: the annotation of a GenBank genome assembly
AUGUCGGAAAACGUUAAUAUCGACUUGUCAGGGGAGAUGAAUACUACCACCGACAAGAAAGGUUUCCAAAAGUAUGUGAGUGAAGUGGAAUUAUUGCUGCAGCAUGUCCGCAAUGGUGCUGCACCUGCACUGGUACUGGGAGUGUUGUCCAACAGACGACCAUGGACUCAGUUUGUUGCUACUGAAAAUUUUAAGGUACCCGCCUCUAUUCCGCGUCUUUCGCGACGGUUCUACAGGAACAUUGAGUAUUUCCAAGCCAAUUACUUAGUGGUAUUUCUAGGGCUCUUUGCAUAUUGUUUAAUAACUUCCCCUCUUUUAUUGAUUGCGAUAGUAGCCAGUUUUUUUGGAUACAGAAAAUUGAUGUCUGGUCCUAAUACUUGGAAGGUGGGUAGCUGGGAACUAACAAAAACCCAACAAUAUGCCGUGUAUGCUGGUGGCUCUAUGACAUUGUGUUGGCUGGCUGGCGCUGGUGCUGUUUUAUUUUGGGUACUGGGUGCAACGGUUACAGUAGUUGCGCUCCACGCUAGCUUUUUUGACGCCGAAACUGUUCCUCCAUCAGACAGUCUUGAGCAAUUUCCAAUGAUUGAACAAGUGUGA